CGUUGGAGCUAUCAGCGUGAAAAUGGCGUCGACACGAACGAGACCGAUCGAGAAAUUUGCAAAGGCCACCUCGAAGUGCUCUACCGAGGCGGCUGCAUAUGGCAACUGUAUUGUUGCUGACUACAAAUCGGUGCAUAAAGACAUGUGUGCUAAAGAGUUCAUGAAGCUGAAAGACUGUUUCCUGGUAAGGGAUCGUAAUAUGCAAUUGCGUGUCCGGGAAUCAUGCUAACCACGACUUGCUUGCUCAGGCUGCGGCGAAGAAGGGUUAAAAAGGUGGAACAAGGCAGAUGCAUGUACAGGUAUUGAAACUCUGGAGUCAAGGCGGUUGUACCGGUCAGGUGCCUCGGUGAUUUCUUUCUUUUUAUGUUCACUUCUAUUUUCAUUCUAUUUUCCUUUUUUUUCUAAGUGUACUUUGGUCCAAAACAACCUGGAACGGUAGUACUACAUGAUUACGAUGCAAUGAUAAGGUCAUAGAAGAUGAU
Messenger RNA from Aspergillus melleus, 482 nucleotides. RefSeq lists its product as uncharacterized. Bases 23 to 229 code for a protein of 68 amino acids. Gene Ontology annotation, biological process: mitochondrial respiratory chain complex I assembly. NCBI's taxonomy places the organism in Eukaryota, Fungi, Ascomycota, Eurotiomycetes, Eurotiales, Aspergillaceae. The transcript has 2 exons. Gene Ontology annotation, cellular component: mitochondrion. The record is from RefSeq and is a predicted model, not a curated record.